CUAAUACUAUCUAUGAUAAAACAACUGAAAUAUGUUUCAUCUUUUUCAUUAGGACGAAGAUGUUGUAUUUAGUACUCCAAAGCAAUUGUCAACUAUUGUAAAAGAGACUCCUGGAAGUGCAGUGUCAACCCUCUUUAGUCCUUCUGGAUUGUCAGAGUGUUCUGCAGACAUGUCGUACCUCGAAGAGGCUAAAGAAGAGAUGUCUCCAAGAGAAAAACUAAAUUUGUUCCUCGCAUCCAGGGAUGUCAGCCCAAUCAGAAAAGUUAUGACAACACCAUGGGAUGAAGCUGCAGAACGCACCAAGCGCUUCCAUAUUCGCAAAGCUAAACAAGUAGUCCAAGCUACGCUUGAAGAAAUCGCACCCCAAAGUUCCGAAAUGCUCCUAAAUGAAUUACAAAAAGUACACAAAGAAAGUGAUGGCAUGAAURCAGCCCUGUUAGAAGCUUUGAUUGAAUGCUACAGUAAUGCAAGCCACUGGAGCUCACAAAGACAAAUACUUUCAAUAAUUGCUGACAAGGUGAGCUUUUCAACCCUUCAGAAAUGGCUUCCUGAUCUUUCUCAUUAUCGUUACAAUAUUGCCCGGCGACACGUCCUACUGCACGGCAGAGGAGCUGAAGUCACACAGCAGAAGCAAACGAGGACKAGGGUGUCACAAGAUAAAUUAGACCAUUUCCUGGCAUUCAUAACUAGCACAAGAAUAAUUCAGGAUUUGCCAUUUGGGGAAAAAACACUCAAGCUGUCAUCUGGAAAUUCAAUUACAGUUCCAAAUGUCGUAAGGUCUACCAUUCCUAGUCACAUCGCGAAACAAUACAACAGUUAUUGUGUAGACACUGGGUUCCAGUCUCCACUUAGCCGAAGUAGUAUCUACAGAGUAUUAAAGGUUUGCGCUGCUUCCACUCGCACUUCCCUACAAGGGUUAGAUUACUUUACAUCCGACGGUGCAAAGGCAUUUGACGACCUCAUUGAAAUUGUCGACAAACUAGGCGACUACUGUGAAGGUGGUUUAGCAUGGACGAAAGAAAUCACAAGAAAACUCAAAUUGUCAAAGCGUUACAUGAAAGCGGAUUAUAAGGUUCAUGUUUCAGCUAGCUCAAGCGUACCAGACCAUUGUAGGCCGUUCGCCCUUAGUUACGCUAAAGAACCUGAUCACUUGAGCUCUUGUGAUCACCAACAUGAUCAAUAUUGUGAUCGCUGUGAUUUGUUCCCCCAUGCAGUUAGAGAAAUAGAAGCAGUUAUCGAUAAGGCCAAUCUCUCGCACGAAGAAUCAGAGGAGAUGGUAUUUAUUAUUGCGCAAUCAAAGAAAAACGUAGAUGCGUGGAAAGCGCAUUUAUUGCGCUCUGUCAACCAAGACGAAGGUCGUCUAGACAUUAUGAAAAGUUUAGACAACAACUCUGUGCUUGUGGUCCUUGAUUGGGCGAUGAAGUUUGUACCACGAAAGUUCCGAGAAAGCCAAGCCGACUGGUUCGGAAAACGAGGGCUUUCGUGGCACAUCAGUGUCGCUAUKYGUCAGUCACAAAGCAAAAGUCUGGAGAUGCUGACGCUGGUACAUCUUUUCGAAAAGAGCAAUCAAGACAGCUAUUAUGUGCUAGCUAUAAUAGAUGACGUCAUCCAYCAACUGAAAYGCGSUAUGCCCGAUUUGAGCUGUGUUAACCUCAGACAAGAUAACGCUGGGUGUUAUCACAGCUCACUCACAAUUCUUGGUGUUCGGCAACUGGCCGUAAAACAUAACGUGRCGGUAAGGAUGGAUUUCUCCGACCCCCAAGGCGGUAAAGGCCCAUGUGACCGCAAAGCAGCAAACAUCAAGAACCAYAUGCGGUCGUAUCUAAACUCCGGCUACGACAUAUCCAAUGCAGCACAGAUGAAAACUGCCAUAGUUGCAAAUGGUGGAGUACAAGGUGUUAGCGUGGUGCAUUGUGAAUCUCUUCAAGCUUCACAUCUGGAUUCAUUUCCGAAAUGGGAAGGCGUCAGUGCCAUAAAUGACAUUGUUUUCAAAAAUGAGGAAAUGAUGGUAUGGAGAGCAUACAAUGUUGGAAAGGGGAAGUCAAUUGCAUAUAGUGAUCUUGAUCUGCCAGAUUCAACCAAAUUGCCAACACUGUCAAAGAUUGAAGAUGCUGUACCUUCCCCUGCCUUCGUUGGUGUCAAACCUAGACGGAACAACAAAGUAAAAGRUCAACKAAUUGUGACACAAGCUACCGAUGCUGACGACRAUGACACGGACUAUGAAGCCUUGUUCACAUGCCCAGAAGAAGGGUGCAUCAAAGCGUAUCAAAAGUAUUCAUACCUCGAACGCCAUCUAGACUUUGGUAAACACCAAUAUUCACUAGAGAGAGAAUCAUUCCUCGACAAGGCUAUGUUAAAGUAUGCUGAGAACCUUGAAACCGGCGAGUCAGCUGUAGAGGGGGAAGGCGCCUCGAAUCUGACAGGUAAACUAGCGCAGGUGGCAGAAGUUUUGUCUCCUAUGGGUUGGGCUUUGAAAGGAGGGGCCACUGGACGACGCCGAUUUACAGAUCAGCAAAAGAAAUAUCUUACAGAUCUCUUUAUUCUUGGAGAACAAACUGGAAGAAAGGCUGAUCCAGACAACGUAUCCAAAGCAAUGCGAAAAGCCCGCAAUACUGAUGGUACUUUCCUUUUCCAAUCGGAUGAUUAUCUGACAUCCAAACAGAUCACAGGAUUUUUUUCUCGAUUGUCUUCCAAGAAAACCCUUCAUGAUGCUCCUGUAAGCACUAUUGACGACGAUGAUCUGGAAGAUGUUUUACCAGAAAUAGAUGAAAACCAGCUUGAACAAAUGCGAGAGGAAGUGUUCGAUGAGAUUUUAGUGAAACAUCCAAUCAUUUACGACAGUUAUAACAUCUGUGAAAUGGUACCUUGA
Messenger RNA from Exaiptasia diaphana, 2869 nucleotides. RefSeq lists its product as uncharacterized. The record is from RefSeq and is a predicted model, not a curated record. The transcript has 3 exons. Bases 170 to 2869 code for a protein of 899 amino acids. NCBI's taxonomy places the organism in Eukaryota, Metazoa, Cnidaria, Anthozoa, Actiniaria, Aiptasiidae.